CAAGUAGAUAACCACAAUAGAUAAGAUUGUGUUGUGCCGGUUCAGUCUGAAACUAUAUUACAAGGAGAAUAACCGCGUUAGUGUCAAAAAAUAAUCAAAAUGGGGUGUGGUGAAUUUCUAGUCAAAUACAUCUUAUUUUUUGCCAACUUGUUCUUUGCGUUAUCAGGCCUCGCGCUCCUGGGUAUCGGAGUAGCCGUCCAGCUGAAGGUCACAGCGAUAACCAGCCUCAUCGAUGGGUGGUAUGAGUUCGGACCCAUCGCCACCAUGGUGGUGGGAUCCGUGGUGUUUUUCAUCGCCUUCCUUGGAUGCUGCGGUGCUAUUAGGGAGAGCAACUGCAUGUUGGUCACUUACUCAAUCUUCAUGAUCGUGCUGAUGGUGGUGAAGAUAGCUCUGGCGACGAUAAUGUUCGUGAACGCGGACUCUUUGGCUACCAGUGUCAAGAAUGAGUUCAACAACGCCUUCCUUAACAACCAGACGGAGUUCCACAAGAUCGAAACGGCGCUGAGUUGCUGCGGUACCGAAGGCGGACAGUCCUACGGGGUGAACAUCGUGUCUCUGCCACCGAGCUGCUGCGCCGAGGGCGCUGUCACCUGUACUCUGCUCAACUCGUAUCCUGGAUGCAACUCGCGCGCCGAGGACUUCAUCUCCACCUUCAGCACGGCGAUUGGUGCUGUUUGCAUUGUCGUCGCCGCUUUGGAGCUGGUGUCGGUGGUGUUUGGCCUCUGCCUCGCGAACCACGUGCGAAACAGGGACAGAAGAACACGUUACUAAAUAUCAGUCUCUUACUUUAUAUUACGACGUGAAAAGAACCGAAUGGGCCUUCAUGUCAUUUAGUUAUAAGAGUGAAAUAUAAGAACAAUAAAUAAGUUUCGUUCCAGUAUGUUGGGGUUAGAUCGAAUCAUGUCAAGAGUGUCAAGAUCAAAGUAUGUAAUCAGGGCCGGAUCUAGGGUAGAGCGAGCGAAGCGGCCGCUCUAGGCGCCGGAUGGCAAAGGGGGCGCUAAAAUGGCAAAUGAGAAAAAAAAAAUAAGUUUUAAAAGACGCGACGCAAGUGUGACGCGGGCCCAAAAUACGGUUCAUUUUACUUUUGGGUAAAAAGCUUCAACGAAGGGCGCCAAAACCCAAUUUCGCUCUACCCUGAUCAAGGACUCGGGCCGGCACUGUAUGUAAUUAAGAGGAAAGGUGACGGUCGCUUCUUCAUGCAAACGUAGUCCCAUUUUCUUCUCUCGUAUAUCCAGAUUUCGUCCAAACUAUUGGCAAUCAUGGUUUGAUCGAUCAGCAAACCAAACAAAUAACUAUAAAAUGUUAACUAAUACAUUUUUAAAAGGAGACAGU
This is a messenger RNA of Cydia strobilella, 1332 nucleotides long. RefSeq names its product 23 kDa integral membrane protein-like. The record is from RefSeq and is a predicted model, not a curated record. Lineage: Eukaryota; Metazoa; Arthropoda; Insecta; Lepidoptera; Tortricidae. The transcript is spliced from 5 exons. Bases 100 to 771 code for a protein of 223 amino acids. Gene Ontology annotation, cellular component: plasma membrane.